Molecule: messenger RNA, 1515 nt
Organism: Cottoperca gobio
Lineage: Eukaryota; Metazoa; Chordata; Actinopteri; Perciformes; Bovichtidae
Product: phosphatidylcholine:ceramide cholinephosphotransferase 2-like
Exons: 7
Coding region: 370-1515 (381 amino acids)
Biological process (GO): ceramide biosynthetic process; sphingomyelin biosynthetic process
Cellular component (GO): endoplasmic reticulum membrane; Golgi membrane; plasma membrane
Molecular function (GO): ceramide cholinephosphotransferase activity; sphingomyelin synthase activity
Source: RefSeq, a predicted model, not a curated record
UCACGGAGAACCGUGCGCGCUCUCACAGUUUUAAUGAAGAGGGCGCGAGAGGAGGAGGAGGAGGAAAAGCUUUUUGGAGACGAAAAAGUUGUGAGUGUAAGAAGUGAAGAUCUGCAGUUCAAACGGUUUGUGCUGAAUCACACUGAUCGACCAAUCACCUGCCUCCGUUGUGACUCCAGAUAUUGAUCAGAUUAUUGAACUGUCAAUCAAUGAAGCUGGACUCGUGAUCGUGUCUGAACCGAGGAGCCGACCGUGAUUCAGGAAUAUAAGACGACUAAAGCUUUUUGUUGCUCAUUGCCUGUGAUUGGUUGGUGAACCAGAGAAGCUCUUCCUUAUUGGUCAAAGAGAAAUUUAAAUAUUAAACAACCAAUGGCAGCGUCCGAACUGAUCCAGGACAGCGGCGAUGUUCGCCCCCAUGUGGAGGUUAACGUGACCAUGACGAAUCCCGAUACUCCUCCUCAUCCUCCGAGGGUAGCCAAUGGUAGCCUGGCGUUCCAAGCAUCCUCGCCGACGCCCCCCGCCGACGCCCAAAAGCAGCAGGAGGGCAGCAAACUGAGCAGCCUGUUCAGACAGAGCCAGCUGAUCCACUCUCUGAGCAGCGGGCUGCGGCGCCACUGCGACUACGUGAAGAUCACCGUGCCGGAGGAGUGUUCCAACCGCCUGCCCAAGGAGUGGUGGAAGACGGGCGUGGCCUUCCUCUACGCUCUGUUCAUCCUCUUCUUCACCACGGUCAUCAUCACCGUCGUCCACGAGAGGGUGCCGGACAAGUCUGUGAGCCCGCCGCUGCCCGACAAGUUCUUCGACUACAUGGACCGAGUGCCCUGGGCCUUCACCGUCACCGAGGUCAACGGGCUGAUCCUGGUCGGACUCUGGCUCGUGCAGCUGAUCUUCCUCAAACACAAAGCGAUCAUCGGCCGGCGCUGUUUCUUCCUGAUCGGGACGCUCUACAUGUAUCGCUGCGUCACCAUGUACAUCACCACCCUGCCGGUGCCUGGAAAGCACAUGGUCUGCGCUCCCAAGCUGUACAACGACUCCACGGGGAAAAUCUGGAGGAUAUUAAGGCUGAUCUCAGGAGGAGGUUUGUCUCUGACUGGAUCUCACCUGAUGUGUGGGGACUUCCUGUACAGCGGUCACACCGUCAUGUUGACGCUGUCCUACCUCUUCAUCAAAGAGUACUCCCCGCGCUGGAUGUGGUGGUACCAGUGGAUCUGCUGGUUCCUCAGCGCCUCGGGAGUCGUCUGCAUCCUGAUCGCUCACGAGCACUACAGCAUCGACGUGGUGGUCGGAUACUUCGCCACCACCAGGACCUUCUGGUGGUACCACACCAUGGCCAACACACAUGUGCUGCGUCAAGCGCCGAACAACUUCCUGUCGAGGACGUGGUGGAACCCCAUCUUUAACUUCCUGGAGAGAAACGUCCAGACGACGGUGCCCGUGGUGUUCUCGUGGCCGGUGGCUCUACCCUCCUCCUGCAGGCAGCACUACAGGAUGGUGGAGGGGGGGAGGGACGAGUGA